AGAGCUCUGGAUGCGCGGAUUAUACCGCUACACUGAAUUUGACCUCAGCAUCACUCCAUCCACGCUCCAUCACUCGCAAUGUGGAUUUAACGUUUUUUUUAGACAAUUUGUAGAAUAAAUCGGAUUCUCCGUCGGUGGAGUACUAUCUGCAUCAUAUGAGAUCAGUCAAAAGAAGGGCCAAUGUGGCCAUUAACAUGUGGCGAUAUAAUAUAAUCAGAACCAAUAUGGAGCAUCUCUGUUUUAAUCCAGAAAGUCGACUCAAGGGAACAUCAUCAGUAAAGCCUAUCUAGAUAGCAGAAGGUGAUCAGUUGUUCACUUCUAAUCUAAAGGCUAUUUGGUCUUUUUUGGAAUUCAUCCUGGUACCCCUAACAGGAUUUAGGAUAGCAUGUGUCAAGAACCUCAAUGGCCACACCUUCUUCGCUCAUAUGUUUGUCAUCUAAAGGAUUUGACGUUUCUUCAAUGAUCUUCACAUAAUUUGCCAGAAAACAUAACAUUAUUUUGUUCAGUGCACUCUUGUAGCAUAACCACUGGUUACCAUGCCUCCCAUUUGCCGGCCCCAUUGUGUACUCUUACUGCUCAGCACCUUCCUGAGUCUUGGUUUGGGCCUGGAGUUCACAGGCUCAGAGGGUCAGUGGGCACGCUAUCUACGCUGGGAUGCCAGCACCAGAAGUGACCUCAGAUUUCAGUUCAAAACAGCUAUAUCAGAUGCUCUGGUUCUCUACUUUGAUGAUGGAGGAUAUUGUGACUUCCUGCUCCUGAGCAUUGAGGAAGGCAAGCUGAAGUUGCGUUUUAGCGUGGACUGUGCAGAAACCACUAUAACCUCCAACAAGAUGGUAAACGACAGUCGCUGGCACUUUGCCACCAUCAGCAGGCACAACUUGCGAACCGUGUUGGCACUGGACGGAGAGUCAAAGGUGGAUGAGGUGAGACCGCAAAGGCAGUUCAUGAAGAUUGUCAGUGACCUGUAUCUUGGAGGAGUGCCUCAAGACAUUCGGACAUCUGCCCUAACACUUCCAGCGGCUAAGGAGAUGCCACCGUUCAAGGGGAUUAUUACAGACCUGGGUUACGGGAAUCAGGUUCCAACACGCCUAGGGAGCCAAAAGGUCCGGUUAGAGAUGGAAGGCUUGUGUACGGAGAACCCCUGUGAAAAUGGAGGCAGUUGCAGCAUGGCUGACGGUGAAGCUUACUGUGACUGCUCCAAAACAGGAUAUGUAGGUCGUUACUGCAAUGAAGCUGUCAACAAAACCCCUGGGUUCGCGCAUAUGGUGAAGUCUCCACAAGCACGCGAGGACAACAUGGCGACAUUCCGGGGUUCGGAGUACUUCUGCUAUGACUUGUCUCAGAAUCCUAUCCAGAGUAGCAGUGAUGAGAUCACUCUGUCCUUCAAAACUUGGCAACGCAACGGUCUCAUCCUCCACACGGGCAAGUCGGCUGACUACGUUAACCUAGCGCUGAAAGACGGUGCCGUUUCGUUGGUCAUCAACCUGGGCUCAGGAGCCUUCGAGGCUAUCGUUGAGCCUGUCAAUGGAAAGUUCAAUGACAACGCCUGGCAUGACAUCAAAGUGACACGCAACCUGAGACAGCACUCAGGCAUUGGACACGCUAUGGUGACUAUAUCAGUGGAUGGUAUAUUGACCACCACAGGAUACACUCAGGAGGACUACACUAUGCUGGGCUCAGAUGAUUUCUUCUAUGUGGGGGGAAGCCCAAGCACUGCCGACCUGCCUGGAUCUCCAGUCAGCAAUAAUUUCAUGGGCUGCCUAAAAGAGGUGGUCUACAAAAACAACGACAUACGACUGGAACUCUCUCGCCUGGCUCGCAUCGCAGACCCCAAGAUGAAGCUACAAGGGGACGUGGUGUUUAAAUGUGAGAAUGUCCCCACCCUAGACCCUAUCUCCUUUGAGACACCAGAAUCCUUCCUCAGCCUGCCCAAGUGGAACACCAAGCGUGUGGGCUCCAUUUCCUUUGACUUUCGCACUUCAGAGCCCAACGGACUAAUCCUUUUCACUCAAGGUAAGCCCCAGGACAAGAAAGAUUCUCGUAGCCAGAGGAGCAACAAAGUGGACUUCUUCGCUGUGGAACUUCUAGAUGGAAAUCUCUAUCUUCUGCUGGACAUGGGAUCAGGAACGAUUAAAGUCAAAGCCACGCAGAGUAAGGUCAAUGACGGAGCCUGGCACCAUGUGGACAUCCAGAGAGAUGGAAGAUCAGGUAUCAUCUCUGUGAACAGCCGUCGGACUCCAUUCACAGCCAGUGGAGAGAAUGAGAUUCUAGACCUGGAGGGUGACCUAUAUCUCGGAGGUCUGCCAGACAACCGUGUUGGCCUGGUUCUUCCCACUGACCUGUGGACCGCUAUGCUGAACUAUGGCUAUGUGGGGUGCAUCCGUGAUCUCUUCAUAGACGGACGCAGUAAAGACAUUCGCCAGAUCGCAGAGGUACAGAACGGAGUCGGAAUUAAGCCGUCCUGCAGCAAAGUAACAGGCAAACAGUGUGACAGUAACCCCUGCAAAAACAACGGCAUCUGUAAAGAGGGCUGGAAUCGCUUCAUCUGUGACUGCACCGGGACCGGAUACUGGGAUCGAACCUGUGAGAGAGAGGCAUCUGUCCUAAGCUAUGAUGGCAGUAUGUAUAUGAAGGUGGUGAUGCCGACAGUAAUACAUACAGAGGCAGAGGAUGUGUCUCUGCGGUUUAUGUCCCAGCGUGCCUUUGGCCUGUUGAUGGCUGCCACGUCACGUGAGUCCGCAGACACACUGCGACUAGAGCUGGACAGCGGCCGUGUCAAACUGACCGUCAAUUUAGACUGUGGCAGGAUAAACUGUAACACCAGUAAAGGACCAGAGACAUUGUACGCUGGCCAAAAAGUGAACGACAAUGACUGGCACUCAGUCAAAGUGAUGCGGCGUGGUAAAAACCUCAAACUCAUGGUGGAUGAUGAUGUAGCUGAAGGUCAGAUGAAUGGUGACCACACUCGGCUGGAGUUCAGUAACAUCGAGACUGGAAUCCUGACAGAACGGCGCUUUGCCUCCACGGCUCCAUCCAACUUCAUUGGUCACCUGCAAGGCCUGAAGUUCAACGGCCUCCUCUAUAUUGACAUGUGCAAAAACGGAGACAUCGAAUUCUGCGAGCUCAAUGCUCGUUUCGGCAUGCGCUCCAUUGUGGCCGAUCCAGUUACAUUCAAGACCAAAGGAAGCUAUCUGGGUCUUGCUACACUCCAGGCUUACAGCACCAUGCACCUCUUCUUUCAGUUCAAAACUACCUCGGGUGAUGGAUUCAUUCUCUUCAACAGUGGAGAUGGGAAUGAUUUUAUUGCCGUGGAGCUUGUCAAGGGGUAUAUUCACUAUGUGUUUGACCUGGGAAAUGGACCGAGUCUUCUGAAGGGAAACAGCGACAGUCCUCUUAACGACAACCAGUGGCACAAUGUGGUGAUCACUCGAGACGCCAGCAACACACACACUCUAAAAGUGGACGCCAAGUCUGUCAGCCAGGUGGUCAACGGAGCGAAAAAUCUGGACCUGAAAGGUGAGCUGUUUGUGGCCGGUUUGGGACCGAACAUGUACCAGAAUCUGCCAAAGCUGGUGGUGUCUCGUGAGGGUUUCCAGGGCUGCUUAGCUUCCAUGGAUCUCAACGGCCGCCUGCCUGACCUCAUCAAUGAUGCUCUGUUCCGCAGUGGGCAGAUCGAACGUGGCUGUGAAGGGCCCAGCACUACAUGCCAGGAGGAUUCGUGCGCCAACAUGGGUGUGUGCAUCCAGCAGUGGGAGAACUUCACCUGCGACUGCUCCAUGACCUCUUACUCUGGCACCCAGUGCAAUGACCCUGGAGCUACAUACAUCUUUGGAAAGGGAGGAGGACUUAUCACAUACACAUGGCCCAAUAACGAGAGGCCCAGCACUAGAACCGAUAGACUGGCGGUGGGCUUCAGCAGCACCAUCAAGGACGGGAUUCUGGUCCGCAUUGACAGCGCCCCCAGACUAGGAGACUACAUCAUGCUCCAUAUCGUGAUUCUGAGAAGAUGUCUUUCAAACUUUAAAGGCAACAGCGACAAUGAGCGUUAUCAAAUGGCUAAUAAGAAAAUCCCGUUCAAAUAUACCCGGCCGGUCGAAGAUUGGCUACAUGAGAAAGGUCGUCAGCUGACCAUUUUUAACACCCAAGCCACCAUCUCAAUAGGCGGUAAUGACCGCAAGCGACCAUAUCAAGGCCAGCUCUCUGGUCUAUAUUACAAUGGCCUGAAGGUUCUCAACAUGGCAGCUGAAGGUCAUGCUAACAUCAAGAUAAAUGGCAGUGUGAGACUGGUGGGGGAUGUGCCCACCAGCAGAAGUCCCCCACGUACCACCACCUCCAUGCCCCCAGAGAUGUCCACCACCUUCAUCGAGACCACCACCACCCUGUCAACCACCACUACCCGCAAACAGCGCUCACCACCCACAAUUCAGACAACAGAUGACAUUGUGUCCUCUGCAGAAUGUUCCAGCGAUGACGAGGAUCUGGAGGAGUGUGACGGGGGACACACAGGAGGGGAGUUAGUUAUCCCUGUUCUAGUUGAGGAUCCCAUAGAUAUCCCCCCUGUUUCCACUCGAGCCCCUUUCAUCCCCCUUCCCCCGACCCUUCACCCCGUCCUCACCAUUAUUGAGACCACCAAAGAGUCCCUGUCAAUUGCCACCGAAGCGGGGGUACCUUGCUUGUCGGACCAAGGCAGCGAUGAUUGUGAUGAUGAUGAUGAUGAUGGUGAUGAUGGUGAUGGCUUGGUGAUAUCGGGGUUUGGCUCUGGGGAGGCCUUCGACUCUAGCCUCCCCCCUACUGACGAUGAAGAUUUUUACACCACCUUCUCCCUGGUAACAGAUAAGAUCUUGACCACGUCGACCUACGAAGGUGGCUACAAAGCUCUCGCGCCCAAGUGGGAAGUAAAGGACUUUAAACCUAGCAAGGCCUCUGAGGCAGGCAGGACUACGGCCAUCCCGCCUCUGCCUGACUUCAGGAGCUCAGCGGCAUCACCCGUCACGUCUGAGACCGCUCCUAAAAUCCCAGCUGGGAAAAUGAACAACCGUGAGAUCAAACCCCAACCGGACAUAGUGCUAUUACCACUCCCCACAUCUUUCGACAUGGACGGCACCAAACCGAGGGGGCCGUACAUCACCCAGCCCAUGUUGCGCACCAUUCCUAGUGCUCUGACCACCGUGCCAGGUAUCAGGAGAGUGCCUCCUGGUGCCUCGGAGGUAAUACGUGAGUCCAGCAGCACUACGGGUAUGGUGGUGGGUAUCGUCACUGCUGCCGCCCUGUGCAUCCUCAUUCUCCUCUAUGCCAUGUACAAAUACAGGAACAGGGACGAGGGCUCCUAUCAGGUAGAUGAAACGCGGAACUACAUCAGCAAUGCCGCACAGAAUAAUGGCACCGUAGUCAAAGACAAACAGCCCAGCACUAAGGGUGCCAGCAACAAGAGACCCAAAGACAAGGACAAGGAAUACUAUGUAUAAAACAAAAUCUGAAUGACAAAACAUA
This is a messenger RNA of Sinocyclocheilus anshuiensis, 5490 nucleotides long. RefSeq names its product neurexin-3b-like. The record is from RefSeq and is a predicted model, not a curated record. The transcript is spliced from 22 exons. Lineage: Eukaryota; Metazoa; Chordata; Actinopteri; Cypriniformes; Cyprinidae. Bases 537 to 5465 code for a protein of 1642 amino acids.